ACUGCCGUUUUACCGACAGAUGCCGCCGAAGGACCGCAACAAGACGGCUGGUCGAAGUAGGGUUGCCAGGUUUGACUGACAAAAGGUCGCCAUGGCAACACGGCCUGUGAGAUUUACCAACUUCAUCAGCAACUUUUCUUCGCGUUAUUCAAAUGAACCAUGGGCAACAUGCACCGAGGAAUUAAUAGAAAUAAGUUUCUGACUCCACCUUCCAUACCAACGAAAUACCAAAGAGUGGUGAUGACAAAUCAAGAAAAGAAGGGGUUUUCAUCCCAAGCUAAGAGAUUUCCUUCACAAGUGUGUCUGAAUGACAAUCCAGGACCAGGCAGCUAUGGCUGUAUUUCCAGUGCUGAAGUUGAAAGUCCUUCUUACUCAAAGAAAGGCACCACAGGCUUUGUUGCAUCCAAGGCUGCCAAGGGUUACAGUAACCCACAGAGAGCCGUCCCAGGACCAAAUAUAUACAACAUACAGAGCUCCUUUAUAAACAAGUAUGACUUCAACAUUGGAGUCUCCAGGGUGUUCAGGUUGCCUGUGGCUGUGCAGCUGGAAGGUCCAAAGCAUAAAACUCCAGCGCCAAAUCAAUAUGAUGUCAGUUAUGGUAGUAGAGAGAGAAUCUCCUCAGUGGUUGGCACAUCGGCUUUCCUCUCAAAAACUGGACGAAACUCAUUUUACCCAAACAAAAGCGUGCCAUCACCAUGCCACUAUGAGCUGAACAACCACUUAAUCCAGCACAGCUCCAAGGCAGUGUUGUCCCCCUUCAAGUCAAACACUCAGAGAAUCCCUGCUCUAGUGGACAACCAUGUGCCCGGCCCAGGAGCUUACAGUCCCCACCAGGCCCCUGCACCAGUAAAGAAGACCAUCCUACCGAGGGGUUAUUAUUUGGCAAUAUCAGCGCCUCCUCUGAUUGUUGCUAAGGAUCCUCCCUUGCCAGGCCCCGGGCAGUAUGAUAUAGGGAAUUAUAAUGGCGUCUCCAAGCGUCCCAUGCCAACAGCUGCAUUUGCAUCCAGAACUGGAAGAUUACCCCAGUACCCACAGGCGGAUAUGAAGCCAGGUCCAGGUUUCUAUGAUCCCCAGAUUUUGUCAAAGCAGUCCUUCUUUUACAGUGAUUCCAGAGUCUGGAUUCCUGUAUGAAGCUGUCAAGAGAAACUGCACUGCAAAAUCUGUAAAAUUCUUCACACACACAUUAAUUGAUUUUCCUUAUCAAAAUGCUUCUGUGCAAGGUAUGUGUCUCUGUAUUUAAAUGAACAUGUUUGUGUACCUCUGACACUUUUUAGAUCAGUAUUUGCUGAGAAAGAAGGAUGAAAAUUAAAUGUUUCCAACCAUUUAGUCUCUAAUUCUACGUCUAAAUAGGCCAGUGAGAUGUAAGACUGUUGAGAUAUCCUGGAAAAUGAAUCAUAUUCAGUUUUUAAUCCAAAGUGGGGAUGUAAAGGAAUUCCAAAACACUUGAAAAGCCAUAAGUUUUAAUCCUCACCCCAGUUUCCCGAUGCUCUAAUCUGGAGAUGAUAUAGCAGUAAGUGUUGCUGCAGUUUCCAACAGCUGCUGGUCCAGUCAGUGGUACGCCAGAGUAACAGCUGACAGCUUGAGAUGACACCGCCGCGCCAACUGCUGGAGGGCAGGCAGAGGGGUGGAGUGUGACUAUAUGUGAGCAAUGUGACUGACUGGGCAUGAGGCAUGGCUGCUGUUUAACCCAAAAGACAAAUGGACACAUCAGUCGCUCCCUUUAUCAGCCAUCACAUUGUUGGAACAGUGGCCGUUGCGCUUGUCUGACCUUUUGUGUUGUUUCGCUUUCUGUCAUAGAGUUGCAUGAGAGCGUUGAGUAAUAUAAUGGAUGUUUUCACAGUAAAAAAAUUUAUGAAGACAAUGUGAAUGGGCUCUGUUGUAGUGGUGAGAAUUAUCAGCUGAAUCUGUUUUCCAUUUCCAUUCUCUGUGCUAAGCUAUGCUAACGGCCUUCUAGCUAUAACGUCAUAUUUACCGUACAGAUAUAAUAGAUCUAUCAAUCUUCACAUCUAUCGCACUGUCGGAGAGAGUGCAUAGGGGAAUUUGUGUUGAACUUUUGCUUCAAGAGGAAUUUUCUCUGUGGAAAGCUGAGACAAACACUGAUGUGACAUUUGCAGCUGCUAACAUGGAAAUGAAUUUCAGGGAGACUUAACAACAUGGUGCCAAAGAGUUGUUAUUUAUGCCUCAUGCUUAUUUCCAUCUGCAAAGGCAGGAUGCGAUCAACAGUGUCAUCUGCUCACAUGAAAAUCAGUCGGAGAUAUUUUUUUUUUCCCCCCCAGCUCUGCUCUCAAUAACCACAGCAACUGCAGACAUGCCUGACUCCCACACUGUAGCAGCUGUAGUUAUAUUCAGAUUCUGACUUCAGCAGUGUGCUCUCCAAAUAUGUGUACUCGCCCUGUAAAACCCAAACCAUUGUGUACUUGGGGGUUUUACAAUGAGAAGAGCAUUAUUUAACUCCCCUUUUGCAGACAAAAACGCACUCUCCCCCAUGGUCAAACGCACAGGGAGGAUCGAGACAAAUGUUUUACGUGUAACUGCAGGCUUUUUGGGUUGGGUUUUUUUUUUUGUAGUGCUUUUGUGGUAGUGUAUG
This is a messenger RNA of Toxotes jaculatrix (banded archerfish), 2587 nucleotides long. RefSeq names its product sperm-tail PG-rich repeat containing 1 (gene stpg1). Gene Ontology annotation, biological process: epigenetic programing of male pronucleus. Lineage: Eukaryota; Metazoa; Chordata; Actinopteri; Toxotidae. The transcript is spliced from 9 exons. The record is from RefSeq and is a predicted model, not a curated record. Gene Ontology annotation, molecular function: histone binding; chromatin binding. Gene Ontology annotation, cellular component: female pronucleus; male pronucleus; germinal vesicle. The coding region runs from base 160 to 1131 and encodes 323 amino acids.